Molecule: messenger RNA, 2306 nt
Organism: Homarus americanus (American lobster)
Lineage: Eukaryota; Metazoa; Arthropoda; Malacostraca; Decapoda; Nephropidae
Gene: und
Product: methionine aminopeptidase 2-like
Exons: 9
Coding region: 29-1492 (487 amino acids)
Biological process (GO): proteolysis
Molecular function (GO): metalloaminopeptidase activity
Source: RefSeq, a predicted model, not a curated record
CAAGUACUGGCAACACUGUCCAGACAACAUGUCGGCCGCUGUUGUAAACAACGUCGGUGUUAAGGCUGAGGAGAAACACCACAGUGAGGAGGAAGAUGUAAACGACGUGGUCGAUCUUGUUAACGGAACUGCACCAGAAGCUGCAAAGAAGAAGAAGAAGAAGAAAAAAAAGAAGAAGGCUGCUGGUGGUGUGAGCUCAGUGAAUGUCCCGGAUGGCGAUGAUGCCGCAGAUGUCAACGGUGUGGUGGACUGUUUGGCAAAGACGAACUUGGAGGCUGCCGAUGAUGAUGAGGGUGGUGCUGAGGGAGGAGAUGAGGGAGGUAAUAAGAAGAAAAAGAAGAACAAGAAGAAGAAGAAGGGAGGAGGAGGAGGAGGACCAGCUGUACAACAGACAAAUCCUCCCACCAUCCCUGUCAUAGACCUUUACCCUGAUGGCAACUUUCCAAUUGGAGAAAUCUGCGAGUAUAAGGUGAAGCAGGAUAGCAGAACUGCAAUCAACCGAAUGACAUCCCCAGAAAAGAAGGCUCUCGAGACCUCAUAUGAGGACAUGUAUCGGGAAAUUCGAAUUGGUGCUGAGGUUCAUCGUACAACUCGCAAAUAUUUCCAAGAAAAUGUCAAGCCAGGAAUGACUAUGAUUGAAAUUUGCAACAUGAUUGAAGGAACCAAUCGUAAACUUAUUAAGGAGAAUGGUCUUGAAGCAGGCUUGGCAUUCCCUACAGGGUGCUCUAUCAACCAUUGUGCUGCACAUUACACUCCCAACGCUGGUGACACAACAGUUCUCUCAUAUGACGAUGUGUGCAAGAUUGACUACGGAGUUCACAUCAACGGUCGUGUCAUUGACUGUGCAUUCACUCUGACUUUUGACAACAAGUAUGACAAACUUGUUGAGGCUGUUCGUGCUGCUACCAACACUGGCAUCCGGGAAGCUGGCAUUGACGCCCGCCUUUGUGAUAUUGGGGAAGCUAUUCAAGAAACCAUGGAGAGUUAUGAAGUAGAACUGGGUGGCAAAACAUACCAAGUGAAAUGUAUUCGUAACCUUAAUGGGCAUUCUAUUGCUCCCUACAGGAUACAUGCUGGGAAGACCGUGCCAAUUGUGAAGGGGGGUGAGGCUGAGGUCAUGGAAGAGAAUGAGGUUUAUGCCAUUGAAACCUUUGGUUCUACUGGACGUGGUUAUGUUCACGAUGACAUGGACACCUCUCACUACAUGAAAAACUUUGAUGUUGGACACGUCCCACUCAGGUUGACGAAGUCUAAGCACCUGCUGAAUGUGAUUAACCAGAAUUUUGGCACACUGGCAUUCUGUCGCCGCUGGCUGGACCGUUUAGGAGAAAGCAAGUACCUGAUGGCCCUCAAAGAUCUCUGUGAUAAGGGGAUCGUGGACGCAUACCCUCCACUCUGUGAUGUGAAGGGCUGCUACACUGCGCAGUUUGAGCACACCAUCGUGCUGCGGCCCACCUGCAAAGAGGUGGUGACUCGUGGUGACGAUUACUAAUGCACUUCAUUAUUCAUUCUCUCGAUCAUCACACGAUUGAAAUUGGACUCUAGAACUCGUUUCAAAGAUAAAUUAUAUGAUUAAUUAAAGCUUUAUAAGAAUUACAAUCAGUCUAGAUACUGUAAUAUUAUACAGUGCUGUACCCAAAAUAGAUAAUAAGGGCUAUAAUACUUUUUUUUCUCUCAGAUAGCUUGUAUUAGAGUUCUGGCCUCCAGAGAGAUGAUAGAUGAUGGUUAUUAUUUGCUGCUGCAGUGAGCCAUGCUCAAGUCAUUGUUUAGUUUAAAAUUUAUAUUUGUCUGUAGAUAGGAUGCUUCUGAAGUGCAUAAUACUUAAGAUACAGUAUUAUGCUGUCACAACCGUAUUACCAUUAUGGCUUUGGGGAAUAUUUGAAUAUCCCUUUAUAGUAUUAUAUUAAUAAACAACUGAAGAGUGUUUAAUCAUAACUCGGAAAUGCUAGUAUACUUUUAACAUAUAUUAAAUUUGAUUUUAAUUGGGUUUAUUUACUUGAUUUUCCUUUUCAACAGCCUUGUGUUCACCAAAACAUUAGGUGAGACUGAAAUUAAAUAAAAAUGAAGUUUUGUGAUGGUGUUUGUAUUUGAGGCUUCAAUACCCCAGUUUAUCUCUGCAAGUUUGAGUGUUGGGAUACAUUGUGGCUGCCUCUUGGAAUUUUAUUAUAUCAAGCUCUUUGUAACUGCUCAAAAGCGGAAACUUUUUGUUUGUUUUUAAGGAGGUAGUGCCAGAUGGGUAACAUGCCAAAUAUGCUAAAAAGGGUUUGUUUGUCAGGAGGAAUGCUGAUAAUAAAAAAUUUUCAUUG